Arvicanthis niloticus (Nile rat) is the source of this 1149-nucleotide messenger RNA. Lineage: Eukaryota; Metazoa; Chordata; Mammalia; Rodentia; Muridae. The record is from RefSeq and is a predicted model, not a curated record.
AUGCUCCGCUUGCUCGGCAGAGUCAUGUCAUUCUCGCCUAUGCCGCCACCGCCGCCGCCUCCGCCACCUCCCACCCGAAUCCAGGGGGGUCCCGCCGCUCGCCAGCUAUCCCGGAGACCCUGCGCGCCGCCCGUGCCCUCGCCGGCCGCCGCCGCCGCCGCGGGCGAGAAGAAGAGGAGGCCGCCCGAGAUGCUGCUCUCCAGCUCCUGGCCCUCCACCACCCUGAAGAGGCCCCCGGCACGGCGCGGUCCUGGCCUGGGUCCGGGCACCCCGCAGCCGCCUACCUCCGCACGCGUCCCGUCCCAGCCCUCUCCGGGCCGUGGGGGAACCUCGGCCACGUGCUCUGCUCCCCGGCGGGUCGCCUGCAGCCACAUCCCAGCGGCAUCCACCGCCUCGGGGACCUCUGCGGGGGCGGGGGCGGGGGCUGGGCCCGACGACGCCACGCGCUUCUCCUUGAGCCUCACCCCAGAAGCCAUCCUGGUCAUCCAGAGGCGCCACCUGGAGAAGCAGUUGCUGGCGCGACCCCGCAGGCCCUUCACUGCACCCUCGGCCGACCCGCGGCGCCCCCUGGUCCCCUGUCCCAGGACCAGGUCUUCGACCCUGCGGAGGGGCGGUCCCACCAGUGUCCCCGACGCGCCUCUGGCGGUGGCUGUCAGCAGCCGCCCUCCCCGUGCCUCGCUGCUGCCAGGAGGUCUGCAGGCCACUAUGCCCAGCCCGCACCCCUCCAGCCUGCGCCCAAUGCUUAAGGUGUCGCUGCUCAAUGAGAAGCACAAGUACGAUGAUGAGGAGUAUGAGGAGGAGGUGGAAGUGGUGGACGAGGGCCUCGUGCGCAAGUGCACCGAGUGGCUGCGUGGGGUGGAGUCGGCGGCAGCUGCGAGGGGCCGCACAGGGCAUCUGGACUCCCUGCCGCACCUGAGCACGCUGUGAGUUAGGUGGGCCUGUGGGACCCAGCCUGGCUUGAGGCCCACGGCCGCCUCCAGCGCUCCUUGCACACCUGGGCUCUUGUGAACCAGGUAGGCCAGCAAGGGACAGAACUAUUGCCUGGAACCUUCCCCAGGUGUGCUUAUUCAUGAGUGACCCACAGCCUUUUCUAACGCCCACCACCCACCUCCUGUGCAAUUAGGUCAGCGUGAGACACAGCAGACUCGC